This is a messenger RNA of Cyphomyrmex costatus, 1818 nucleotides long. RefSeq names its product acidic repeat-containing protein. Lineage: Eukaryota; Metazoa; Arthropoda; Insecta; Hymenoptera; Formicidae. Gene Ontology annotation, cellular component: nucleus. The coding region runs from base 1 to 1818 and encodes 605 amino acids. The record is from RefSeq and is a predicted model, not a curated record. The transcript has 8 exons.
AUGGAUUCUUUUAGACCUCUGUCUGAAAGAAGACAGAAACAAAUCAGAGAAUGGCUUUUAACAAAUUUUUCUGAUUCUCACAAUCAGAGCGAUUGCUCUUUUAAUACCAUACCUCCAAGUACUAGAAAUAGUAACUCUGGAAACAGCAGUCUGGAAAGAUUGGAGCAGAACUAUGAAACUCCAAAUAACAGAGGGAAAAUUAACAAAACGCAAACCGACAAGAAGCAAAAAAUAAUUGUAAAUUCUGACAAAGUAAUUCAUUCAUUGUUGAAAGGUCAAACUACACUGGAUCAAUAUUUUAAAAAAUCUAAGAAUAAUUCUACAGUUUGCACACCAGAUAAUAAACUGAGGUUUUUACCAAAAGCACAAACUGAGAAGAAAGCUUCCUUAGUAAAUACAUAUGAAAGUAAGACUGUAAUGGAUUGUGCUAAUAUUUUAGAUAAACUGUAUGGUACAUCAUGGAGAGAUAAAACUAAUGUAUUACUUUCAACAACUAAGUUACAAAAGCCAUCUAAUCAACCAAUAAAUAGGAUUGUCCAAACAGAAAGGAAACCUGUAUCAAGGAAUCAGCAUCAUAUAAUAAUUUCAGAUUCGGAUGAGUCUGACUUCGUUGAAAAUAAUAUUAAACCAAAUCAAAGAAGAAAUAUUCAACGAAAAAAAAAAGAAACGGAUGAUUUUAUCAAUGAUGAAUCAUUAUCAAGUAAUGAUAGUGAAAGUAUAUAUCACAGUGCAGUAACAAAUCCUAUUACUUUUACAAAUAGUACAACUAAAUCCAUAUCAGCAUCAAUUAAACGGCUUCAGGCUAUAUGUGAUACAGAUACUGAAGAUGAAGAUGACAAAUCCAGAAGUCCCAAAAAUUUGCAGAGACGAAAAUUGUCAUUUAGUGAUGAUGAAAGUUCUAACACGAGCGAAUUUGAUCCUGGAGAUUAUGUACCACCAAAACACGUACGUGAUAAAGAAAUUGCCAAAAGACCAAUACCAUCCAAAGUAGCACCUAAAUUUCAAUCGACUGUGACUAAGUCUGUAUUAGGAUAUAAAACCUUUCUAGCAUCUUUGUCAAAUACGAUUCCAAUGUAUGAAGUUCAUCCGAAUGCAAAGAAAUAUAGGUUGGAUUAUAAAAAUAAUAAAGAUGAGCUAUCUAAAAAAUUGUAUCAAUUAUAUAACGAGAAAGUGUUUGACAAUAAGUUACCUCAAGAUAUGCCGAUUGAAUGGAACGUUCGUAUGAGAGGAACUGCCGGGUAUUGUUACAACAAGAAGUCUAUAAAAGGUAUUAGUGGUACUAUUAGUAAAUCUUCAAGGAUUGUAUUAGCAACAAAGAUUUUAGACACGCCAGAUAGACUAAGAGAUACUUUGAUUCAUGAAAUGUGUCAUGCUGCAUCGUGGAUAAUAGAUAAUGUCUCAGAUGGUCAUGGAGCUUUUUGGACGAGAUGGGCUAAGAAAGCAACAAAUAUAUUUCCUGAAUUGCCACCAAUUAGCCGAUGUCAUAAUUAUGAAAUUAAAACUAAGUACACGUAUAAAUGCACAAGUUGUGGAUACAGUAUUGGAAGGCAUUCAAAGUCCUUGGAUAUCGAGAAAAAGCGAUGUGGUUAUUGUUAUGGAAAAUUUGAAUUAUUAAUUAACAAAAUGACGAAAUCUGGUACCGUGCAAGUGCAGACACCGAAGAGAGAACCCACUGGGUUUGCGCUUUAUGUAAAACAAAAUUAUAACUCCGUGAAAAAAGAGAAAAGCAAUAUGAAGCAUGCUGACGUAAUGAAGCUUUUAGGUCAGCAAUUUUCGGCAAUUAAAAUAGCAAAGAAAACUGACGAAGCUAGCAGUUAA